This is a messenger RNA of Penicillium antarcticum, 1782 nucleotides long. Its product is annotated as nitrogen permease regulating protein NPR2. Gene Ontology annotation, biological process: positive regulation of autophagy; negative regulation of TORC1 signaling. Lineage: Eukaryota; Fungi; Ascomycota; Eurotiomycetes; Eurotiales; Aspergillaceae. The transcript is spliced from 3 exons. Gene Ontology annotation, cellular component: vacuolar membrane; GATOR1 complex. The coding region runs from base 1 to 1782 and encodes 593 amino acids. The record is from RefSeq and is a predicted model, not a curated record. Gene Ontology annotation, molecular function: GTPase activator activity.
AUGAUCAAGGCAAUCUUCUACAGCAAAUUCGACACGCAAGAGGGUAUGUCAAACCUUUACCAUGCAUUACCAGCUACCAAUUAUCUCCAGGUCCCAAAGUCGUCCACCAAGUCCCCGAUGGGGCUAUCGUUCCCUCCCCCCACGGCACCCGCGCAGUCACUGUACUUGACCUUCUCCGACGUCUCCUUCUUUGUGAUUCCCCGCCAGGGGCUCUGUGGAAACCUCCUGCAAGUCUGCACCAAUGGAUACCGUAUCCUGGGAUACCCAAUUUGCAUGAAGUCAGCGCGAUACGACCGCAAUGAGUUCAUCUUCAACUUCUGCAUCGUCCUCGCCGAAGAGGACGACUUUAGCACGUACAAAAGCGUGGUGCAGAAGAUAGCAGAUCUGAUGCACGGCCUAGAGGAGCAGAAUGGUUUUCUCUCCCGUGAUUUUUCCAGAAGUGGGGAGGGCAAGGUGCAUAGUCUAUGCGAGAUGCUGAUGGAAGAUUUGAAUAACUAUUGCGAGUGCAUGAUUCCUAUCGAUGAGUUGAAUACUCUGAACAUUAAGCUGUUCCCAAUUUAUCCCUCUCCUCCACCGGUCAAGGCCUGGCAUGUGCCACUCUUCACAUUGCGGUAUCAGGCCUUUAUGGAUGAGAAUUGGGACUUGACCAUGCAGCGGAUUGUCCCUCAUAUCAACGGCAUCAACAGUGUCCGCAUCAUCUCCAUUCUAGCAGACACAGACUUCUCUCUCACCUGCCGUGCAAUCCGCCACCUCCUCUACUAUGGCUGUCUAUUCCUCCUAGACAUAUUCUCCUUCGCAGCCAUCUACGCCCCAACCGCCCAAAUUAGCGCAACAAUCGGCAGCGACGAAGCAAUGCAACUAGAAUGUGCCCGCUACGUCAACCUUCGCUUCGCACCACACUUCCCAAUAGGCCCGAGCUCACCUCUCCCCCCAUCCCUCAUCCCAGGCGGAAGCAGCGCAAACGGCAGCGGCACAGGCCCCCUCUCAAGCUCCCUAACAGACCAAGCCCCAAGCCUAAGCCGCGAUGACUCCCGCUUCGACGCAGAAGAAAUCUGGCCCCUCCUCGGACCCCCAGAAGAAGCAGACACCACCACGAACCACACAAACGACAGCACAAACCCAGCACUCUCCUCCUCAAGCGACACCUCCACAGCCUUAUCGAACAACCAAACAAUCCCCCUCCACAAACCAGCCAUAGUAGACGGUGUAGCCCUAGUGGAGCUCUACGCCAGCCUAAAACAAGGCCAAAGCGUCAAACAAUGGUACGCCCAGCACAGCAGAACCCUAACAAACAUCGACAUCCGCCGCUUCAUAACCUUCGGCGUAAUCAAGGGCUUCCUCUACCGCGUCCACAAAUACGCAUGUGCAACCGGCCACGCAGCGCUAACCCCGCGCGGUCCGGGGACGGCCAUGCCUACGCCUAUCCCAACGGCUACACCCACACCUGUGGCAACGGGUCCGUCGUCACGCGCUACGACAGGGACGACGACGCCCUAUACUGUUUCCAGUGUUGGGGAUGAAGCGCCUCUUUCGGGGAGGGAGUCUAGUCGGGAACGGGCUGGGUCAAUCCUGAGUGGAGGACGGAAUGGACAUGGGAUUGGGAAUGGGGCGGGCUUCUUUGAGGAGUAUGAGGUUGAGGAGGUUGAUAAUCGGGUUUUGGAGAGGUAUCUUGAUGGGACGCAUUGCUUUGAUCAGAUUUGUACCGAGUUGGAGCUUAGUGAGAGGGAGUUGACGGCUAGGUUGAAGAGGUAUCCUGGGGAGGUUUUGAUUUUGCAUCGGUGA